GUUUUCUGCUCCGCUGUUGCUGUUUCGCUUCUGAACGGCCGUUGGAGGGAGAGCUCGUUAGUCAAGCCCAACGACAAUUCUUGACCCCCCUUGCCUCCACUUUGCAACCAGCUUAACACACACGCGCACAUUAUCCAACGGUGUUCCGGUUUACAUCGCACUGUUGGUUGCGCUCCUUCCGUCGCCGGCUCGCCUGAUUGAGCUCCAGUGACGCUCACACACACCACAAGCGCCAUGGCCGACGAUGAAGAUGUUCAGGUCUCGGACCAUGAGGGCGAUGUCGAUUCCUCUGGCGUCUCCCGCCAUGUUUGUGAAGUUUGUGGCAAAACCUAUGCUCGGCGCAACCAUCUUUUGCGUCGUUGUUGCUCCUUGCGAAUGUGUGUGUGUGUGUGUGUGUGUGUGUGUGUGUGUGUGUGUGUGUGUGUGUGUGUGUGUGUGUGUGUGUGUGUGUGUGUGUGUGUGUGUGUGUGUGUGUGUGUACGAGGAGCAACAAGGGCAAGCCCCAUCUCUCAGCCAGUGUGGCACAAGCCGUGACCUCAAGCACCAGCUCUGCAUCCUCAUCAUGGCAAAAUGGGCCGCCAUCCCACGUUUGGCCAAGAGUCAACAGAUUCGUGUAGCUUUGAUUGCUGAUGACACAGACUUGAGCACAGAGCGACAGUCCCUUUGGAAACAGCUGCACACCACGCUUCGUGCAGAUUGUCAGGCCCAGGGUAUUCAACUUGAGAUCCACGACGUGCAGUACGGCUGGCCUGGGCUUGAGUAUGGCCAUCAUGCCGGCGCUACAGUCACCCACCAUCUCGCAGAGGCCGCCGAUAUCAUCAUUGCCCUUCUAGGCGAGCGCGCCGGAGAACCCCUCCUUCCAGCUGCUAUUUCCCCGGCCGCCUACGACCAACUGAUCAACAAGGCCCCGGAUGACGACGUAGUCCUGGCCAUUCGUGCUUGGUUCAUUUUGGACGAGAGCGCUACGCCGCCAGUCUAUCGGCUACAGGACAUUGACAACAAGUUGAAAAACUUCAAGCAUCGGCAAAGGGCUACUGCUAAGCAAGGCCAAACACAAUGGCGUGGGGUUAAAGACAAAAUUUUACGCGCUUUUGCCGCCAUCGGCGCCAACCCCGAGUUUGCCAUCAACGACAUGCCUGGCAGCGUUCUUGAACACGGCAUGAGUGUGGCGCUUGAGCGCAUGGCCAAGAAUGACUGUACAGUCCUAGUUGUGCACCGAACCUUUGCACAAGUUCCUGACAAUCUCGAUGAGGAAGUGCGGGCACGCACGUUUGGCGGCAUCGAUGAUGCCAAACGCAUUGCUCAGCUGAUUGAGGAGACACGUCCGCAUGUUAGCAAAAAGAAUGUCGAGUUGCUGGAGACCGAAUUGCCUUGGAACACAACGCCAAACAGCCAGCACCCCGCUCAUCGACAGUUUCUGAAGACAGUGUCACAGAAAGUGGCCCACAUGGUUCAGCAUCGUGCUGCACAAAUGGCUGGUCAGCUCGCUUUGACCAAACAAACGACGGCGGAACACGAGUUGGAGGUGCAGAGUGCGCGUAUCGCCAGUCUGCUGAUGGCUCCUAUCGCCACGUCUGUUAGCUCUACGCUUGUUAGCACUCUCAACUGCGACGCCGGCUUGGUGCUGCUGGAUGGCCCUUUUGGCUAUUGCGUUGAGGCCACGGCUGCUCGUGCCCUCCAACAGCUGGCAGUUGAGGCUCCAAACACGGCUGUAUGCGUGCGAUUAGUCGGUGUAUCGUGGGCAUCGGAAACAAUCGAGGCGUUGCUGCGAACAAUAUGUGCUCAGCUCUGGCAGCAGUUGAGCCAAGCUGACGAGGAGCUCCCUUUUGGUGUUGGUGCCCUGCUUGACAAGAUUAGCUUUGUUCGCAAGAGCCUGGAUCGGCGCGUUGUCGUCGCUCUUCUCGGACUCGAGCGUCUCAUCUCCACACGUGAUAGCCAUCUGCUGCCUUCUGUGCUUAGCCAGGCAACUAAAUUACCUCCCCAAGACAGCGAGGUCUUUGCGACCAAUCAGCAAGAGCGGCACGCUCGCAAGCUUACGAGCUUGCAUCAAACGACGCUCAAAAACACGGUGCAGCAGAACGGCACCCCACUUGCCGUUCAAUUGGCCAUGGCCCAGGCUCUGCAAUGGCCGUCUAGCCGUCCCACCAAAGAGGCAAAGCUGGCCAGCACGACGCGCGGUCUGGCUGAAGACGCCUUGUUGUCCCUCACCAAUACCUUUGGCAUGGCGCUAGCACACACGUGUCUAGGCGUCAUCCUCUCCUCGCCUUAUGGCGUGCUCCUUCACGAGCUCUUUGAUGUCCUUUCACUGGUGGAUGAGGCGGUUGCCGAGAGCCAUGCUGUCGCCUCUGCCACAGACGGCGCAAUCCGUGUCGCUUCCAGCACUGUCCUAGCGCUCGUUCACGCCUGUCGGCGCUCUAGUCUGCUUGACUUGAUAGCGCUCUCCAGCGGCACCAUGGUAGUGUGUCCCUCCAGCGAGAUGGCUGUGCUAUUGGCCCAGCAGCUGGACACCAAUCACCUUAUGCAAGCUACCAAGGCGUUGGUCGUGUUUUAUCGAGGCCAACAGCAUGGUCGCAAGCAGCCCUUCCUUGCAGGCCAGGGCAUCAAAGGUAGCGAGCACACCAAGACAUCACUGGAUCGUUACGUUCCCGAUCAGCCUGUGCGCUUUGCUAUUGGCCAGCCCAACAGGCGCCUGCUGACGUUUUUACCCCGUCUGCUCAAGAUGAUUGAGCAGGAGGAACUUCUGGACACGGCCUGCCUCUUUGAGUUUAACUUUCUUGCUGAGACGUUGGCCGCCAUGGGAGCUUUUGGUCUCGCCCACCUUGCAGUGCUUGCCAAUCACUGGGUAGAAGUCCCCGAGGGUCGCCGCGACUUUGUUCCGACCCGCCACACUUUUGUCCGCUUUGUGCAUGCUGCCGCUGCCAUCUUGACCCGUCAUCCCGGCCAGCUUGCCGCUCAAAUUCUGGGCCGACUGACGAGCGCCGCCCAUCUCGUGCACAUCAAGCAUCUGACCGAUGCCGCGCUCGCAGCUUGCAAAAGCGAGCAAUUUGUGGCCCACCCCCUCAUACCGUGUAUGCACGAACCCAGAGUGACACGGACACAUAUUUGCGACCCAGCACAGCCUAUUUCAGCCAUCGGCUAUGCCUCGGCCAACGAAGUGGUGGCCCUUUGUGACAACAAGUUGUUCUUGGUUCAGCCAGGCAAUGAGGUUUGCUGGGCCUCACCAAGUUUAGACGCAGACCUGGUGGCGCUGGCGCCCUUUCGGUCACUCUGGGGUGUGGAAAUUGGUACCCAUGGCCUUGUUCUCCUCCACUAUGUAUGGGAUACGCAAGAUCCAAGCGAUGAAGGAGUCGAGGGCUGUCUUGUGCUCAAGCGUCAAAGCCAUGGCAUUAUGAUGGCCAGUGGCGUGGACGAAGAGGCCCAAGCCCUCGCCGUAUCUUCAGAUGGUUUAUUGGUGGCCGUGGUCUUGCAGAGUCAUGUCAUGGUGUACCAGGCUAGCCCGGUCAAUAACGCCUACACGGACGUGGAGGUUGAUCUGUUUGCGUGCUACCCCAUUCCGCACUCUUUUGCAGAGCGUGUCAAUGAGGCGGCGGUGGGCAGUGAUGGCCGAGUGGCUCUGGUGGUGGCUGACGGUGGCCUAUUUGUUCUUCAGCCUCGUCCAAGCCCAGGCGCUGAGCUUCAAACUGGCCAGGGUAGCGAUCGGUCGAGCUGUGAACAAGCCCACCUCCGUGAUUUCCAUGCCAGCUCAUCUCAUUGGAUGUGCGUCCUGGAGGCGGGCGAUAUAGCUCUGACGGCCAGUAACACAGAAAUACUGAAGUGGGAUCUGCAUACAGGCCUGGUAGCGGGCCGCUGGGAUCGGACGCUCGAGCACAGCAUUCUAUCCUUGCCCAUCAAUGGAGAAGAUGAGCGAUACCACUCCCAUGUGUCCAGUCUUGGCCUGUGUGUGCUGACCUAUGCGCGCCCCGAAGAUCACCUGAUGGCUGACAGCUGGGCUGUCAUCGACGUGGAAGACAUGAAGGAGGCGCGUGUGCACCGAGGCAGUCAAGAACUCUCGGCUGUCUUAGGCCUAGACCGCACCGGGCAGCUCGUUGUUUAUCAAGCAACGGCCAACGGUGAGGUGGAGCUGUACGACCACGAGCUCGCACGUAUUGCAGUGGGUCGACUCGAGAGUCAGGACGAGGAUUGUGUCGUCCGCUUUUGGGAAGCUGGCAACGCCGUGUUUGCUCUCACCAAGCAUGGCGGGCUAUACCGCAUUGAAGUUGUCGACGAGGUCAUCAUCUGUAACCCGAUCGAGCUUGGUUUGCGAGCCAUUUAUCCGCAAGCACACGUGUGCCCCUCCGUCAAUGAGAACACACUGAUUGCCAUGGAGAGUGGCAUCGUUCUCUUUGAUGUCCGCAAAAUGACGGUGGCGCAGACGUACAAGGGUCUUGAGAGUCCAUUGGUAGAUUUGACUUGCAACGAUGAUCUUGUUGUUGCCGCCUCGACGAACCAAGUCGUGGUGUGGAACCUUCAUAGCGCCGUGCGUGAUGCCCAGCUGGUGCUGGAUGCUCCUUUUGUUGGCUGUGCUCUAUCAACUUCGGGCAUCCUUAUUACAGCAACGGAACGAGACAUUCAGGUGUGGAAUAUUCACGAGGGCUCAGUCAGCCAAAGCAUCAGCUUCGAUUCUCGCGUCCAACGGCUGCAAAGUGCCAUGAAUACACGCGCUGCGGACAAGGUCUUUAUUUGCUUGGAAUACGGCCCUGCUGUGCCCGUGCCUGUUCCCCAAAGUACCAAGCAGCGGGCCAAGCGCCAAGGCUUGGCUAUGUUUGGGGGUGCACUUGGCGCAGCAGUCGAUGUGAAGCAGAUCGCGGCUGCCCGUGGCCAGCUUCGCAGCUCUGUCAUGGACCCGCCCGUCAAAGUCAAGCCCAAACCUCAGGAGGAGCCCAACGAGAUUAUAGUCAAGUUGAACCAAAUCCGAGGGGCCAAGUCGUCAUUGGCCGACAUGGAACCUGAUGCGACCAGUGCAGUAUUAGUGAACGUGGUGGAAGACAACCACACUUCCGAGGAGGCGGCAGGCUUGGCUGAACCCAUUGACACGAAGCGAAGCUCAACGCACAGCACCAAAAGUGCUGCUUCCAGCAAACAUUCGGGCAAGCGCAAAUCCAAGACUCCUGUCAGCAGUGCACGGGCCUCAACGAUUGAAGGCGAGGAAGGUGUCCUCGGAGUCGAGGGCCUUGAUGCGAUUGAUGAACAGCAUGAAGUGGCUAGCAAGGGCUCUUGUUGUGUGAUUCUAUAA
Messenger RNA from Monosiga brevicollis MX1, 5272 nucleotides. RefSeq lists its product as uncharacterized. The coding region runs from base 245 to 5272 and encodes 1675 amino acids. The record is from RefSeq and is a predicted model, not a curated record. The transcript has 28 exons. NCBI's taxonomy places the organism in Eukaryota, Choanoflagellata, Craspedida, Salpingoecidae. Gene Ontology annotation, molecular function: protein binding.